This is a messenger RNA of Macrosiphum euphorbiae (potato aphid), 1377 nucleotides long. NCBI's taxonomy places the organism in Eukaryota, Metazoa, Arthropoda, Insecta, Hemiptera, Aphididae. The record is from the annotation of a GenBank genome assembly.
AUGUUUUAUCUCAUACUGCAGAACGCAGGUUAUGUCCAAGGAUGUGUUCUUAGACGAGGCCAGAUACCGAAUCCGCACCGCGAAGGCAGGUAUUGGCAUUGGUCCGACUUCAAUGUCGGCGAUGAAGUUAGUUUCUACGGAAUCAUUUACAAGUUGUGCGGCUGCGAUCAGUUCACCAGAAAAUAUUUGACGAGCAUGGGUGUAGUGGUGGCCGAUAAUGAACCAGUGAUCGAGGACCCUUACAUCUUAAUUAGACAAAUGACACAGCAGCGGGAAACCGAAAAAUCAAAAAUGUCUAGUUUGGCAUCCAACGGUGGAUUUGCCGAGGAAAGGCUCAAAAACUUUUUUAAAUACGAUGCGAUGGCUCUGAGGUUUUACGCGACCUGGAAUAGUGAUAAUUCGGAUUCCACAGAGGAGAAGUACUUCGUAAUCAUUUAUUACCUAACUGACGAUAUGUUACAAAUCAGUGAAUCAAAAACCAUGGGUAAUAAAUGUGAGCUGAAUCAAUCUGGUAUGUUUUUAAGCAAAAUUAAACUACCCAAAAAUUGGUCAAAUUUACCAUCAAACUUUCCGUCUAUUUAUUUAGAAGCAGGAGUUGAUGAAUAUCAAGGAUAUUAUGGACUAAAAGAUUUCAUAAUAGGAAAUACAAUAGAUGUAUUGGGUCGUAGAUUUAUAAUAUAUGACUGUGAUCCGUUUACUAGAGAUUACUUCAAAGACAUUUUGAAAAUUAUUCAACCUGAACCCAUCCAACCAAUAAAACUAAACGACAAUAAUUUAACUGUGAAACAAAUGGCGAUACCACCUCACACUGGUAUUGGUGAUCCAGACGAUACGCGUCAGAAUUGUUUAUCACUUGUACCUAAACCACCGAAAACUUUGGAUUUUGUUACGUUCGUGCUUAACGCAAGUAAAAAACUCAGGUAUAAAUUGAAGAUGGUACCUGUGUAUGAAAUAGACAGCCUUCGUGAUUUCAUCAUGGAAUUUUGCCUUGGCAACGAUCAAAUGUGUAUAGUUGAAUUAGCUGGUAAGAAUAGUGGAUUCAUUCAAGGACGGUUCAUGUCAGCUUCACGAUUACGGAAACCUGGUACCAGUGUAGAUGAAAAUCAGUUCUAUGGGCCCAAAGAUUUUGCUAUUGGUGCGGAAGUGUAUGCAAAAGGUUUGGUAUUCAUAAUUACCGAGUUGGACUUGUGGUCGUACAAUUAUAUGAAUGAACACAAAGAUAUGUUUACACAAGAUGCGAUUGAUGGAGCUAAACAGUUUUUGGAAAGCAAAAAUUUGUUAAGCAUUGAAGAAAAAGUGGACGUGGACUUGCCCGCGGACGUGCCCGCGGACGUACCCGUGGACGUACCCGCGGACGUGCCCGUGGACGUCUUAUAA